AUGUUACUCAAAGUGUCAGUCAUUUCAGUCAUGAGGACGGUUUCAGCCUGGAUUCUUAUGUUGUCUGUCUGUGAAAUAUACGCUGCAGAAACUGUGGAUAUUUACCAGAAACAGUCGUAUGUCUCUGCUAAGCCUGGUGAAGCCGUUACCCUUCAGUGCACACUGGCUGACCAUCAGAGUACUGAAGAUGUGUUUUGGUACAAACAGCCAGUGGGACAAAUGCCUCAGGAGGUGGACAUCAAGGGGGCAUUUAUGGAAGCAGUAUUUUCAUCACAUUUCAAAAACUCAAGCUUCAAACUGGAGAGAGUGGAGAACAGCGUUAGUCUGACUAUACCACACCCCACAAAAGACGACGAAGCGAUGUACUACUGUGGGAUAUCUGUGAUGAAGAUGAUCAAGUUUUCCACUGGAACAUUCUUAGCUAUUACAGCUCAGUCUGUGCCUCACCAUUCAGCUCUACUUGUGAUGGGACUGGCUCUGGGUUUGUUUGCUGUCUGGAACGUCACACUGUGCUGCUUCUGUAUGACGUGGAAAAUCUGUAAACACUGCCGAGGCAGUAAAUCUCACCCUGACACACACGAUCUCUCAAGACCAGGCGAGCUACAAGAGCAGGAACGUGAUGCUAUGGAACUGUAUUACUUCACCUUCUCUGAGACAGAUACUAAAAGAGGGGAGAAGAAGAGAAGAUGGCCUCAGGACGAUGUGUGCUCUGAAGUGAUUUAUUCCAGUCAGACAUACAUUCAGAUCAGACUCUGAUUCCUGUUCUGUUUACUGAACUGGGUGUCUAAGACUUUUGAUGUGAUCAGAUGGGUUUAAUGUUCUUGGGGCAGUUGUGGGCUGGAGGUUAGGGAACUGGCCCUGGGACCGGAAGGUUGCUGGUU
Molecule: messenger RNA, 881 nt
Organism: Pygocentrus nattereri (red-bellied piranha)
Lineage: Eukaryota; Metazoa; Chordata; Actinopteri; Characiformes; Serrasalmidae
Exons: 5
Coding region: 1-756 (251 amino acids)
Biological process (GO): response to bacterium
Source: RefSeq, a predicted model, not a curated record